AUGGCCAUUGUCGUUGGCUUCAUUGGAACGAGGUACCGUGGCCUUAUGAUCAAUCCAGAAGUUGAAGACACCACAGCAAAGAAAUCUGUGGAGGAGAUGAUACGGACGGCAUUGGUCAAGGCGAAGAUAGUGAGUGAGUUGAAUUCCCAGCGGUUGGAGCAGAAGGCAGGGCUUGCCUGUUUCUAUAUAUAUACAGUAUUAUUUGUUUUCCGUGCAUUUCCAUGCUGUGCUCAGCUUUAG
Messenger RNA from Durusdinium trenchii, 240 nucleotides. Lineage: Eukaryota; Dinophyceae; Suessiales; Symbiodiniaceae. The record is from the annotation of a GenBank genome assembly.